AUGGAACAACCAAACAAUGAUAAUAAAAAGCAAAAUUCUUCCAAUGGCACUCAACAAAUCGAGGAGAAACAUAGCCCGUUUUCGGAAGAACAACCGUUGCCUGCCAAAGAAACUAAUCCAUCGACGAACUUACCACAAAUUGUCGAACAGCAGGAAGUUCUUUCAAAUUCACCCACUCCUGUUGGACAACCGGGUGAUGUAGUUGAUGCUAAAGGGACGAGUAAUCCAUCAAGAAACAUUGAAGAAGAGAAUCAUGAACCACCUCCAAAUUCUCAAAAUGAAAAUUCUCCUCAGCUCGAAGAACGAAAUCCCUCGAUUUCGAGUACAAUAAUCUUUAUCACCGCUAUUGUCGUUUGCCUUGUUCUUUUUGCUGUGUUAUUGUGGGCAUUAUACCCUCCAAGCCCACCCGCUCCUCCAAGUUGUCAAUAUGGAUGGAAUUACUUUAAUGGAAGCUGCUAUAAGCUGUACUCAAAUAAAGUGGGAUACAAUGCAGCAGAAGCCGAAUGUCGAGAAAAUAAUGCAAAUGUUGUCUCAAUUCACAGUGAACAGGAGCAAAAAUUUGUAAAUGACUUGCGAGAGGGGAGUUGGACCUGGCUUGGGCUGAAGCACGACAGUAAAUGGUCAUGGAGUGACGGAAGUGACGUUGAUUAUACGAAUUGGGAGGACGGACAUCCCAUGUUGAUUAGGACCUUGACUAAUAUGCGACGUGACACCGGGAAAUGGGAAUCGAAAACAUCGCUGGAUAACAACUUUUUCAUUUGCAAGAAACCAAAA
Molecule: messenger RNA, 774 nt
Organism: Mesorhabditis belari
Lineage: Eukaryota; Metazoa; Nematoda; Chromadorea; Rhabditida; Rhabditidae
Source: the annotation of a GenBank genome assembly